AUGCAGCCCUUUCUUCUGGCUAUGUCCCUGGCCGGACUGACUAGCGCGACGAACAUCGAACAUAUCGAAAAACGAUCCGGGGGUGGCGGUGUCGAAGAAAUGUUCCACGAAGCUGUCAAUGAUAAAUUGGCACGCUAUGCAAUUCUCGCUCUUGGUUGUGCUGCCGCCGCUUAUUACAUAUGGCAGCUUGCUUUCGGUUUCUCCCGCCAUCUUCGGCGACUGGCAAGCUUCGGUGAUGACCGACAGAAUUACUUCGUCUCCACACAUGAUACGUUUGCCUGGAUCAAGGAGCAUAUCAUUUAUGCGGCUUUGUUCCGCAGCCGACACAACCGUGAGCUCCAGCUCUCGUCGGCUCUCAACAUGGGUACGUUGCCCAGCCGCUUCCAUGCUUUCCUUAUCACUGGUGUCAUCGCCAUGAACGUCACCCUUUGCUGUGUGACAACUCCCUAUGGAACCAAGGAAGACACACUUGCUGGUAUUGUUCGUAACCGUACUGGCACAAUGGCUACCGUGAACUUGAUCCCAUUGGUUAUCAUGGCUGGUCGUAACAAUCCUCUGAUUGCUAUGCUCCAUGUGCCCUUUGAUACGUGGAACCUGCUUCACCGGUGGCUAGGACGCAUUGUGGUGCUGGAGAGUCUUGCACAUGUGCUUGCAUGGGCUAUUCCCAAAGGCCAAGAAAGUGGCUGGAAAGUUGUUGGUAUUGCUCUGAGCCACAGCAGCUUCUUGAUGACCGGCCUGGUGGCUGCCUGUGCAUUCACCACCCUCUUGUUGCACUCGCCCUCGCCUAUUCGUCAUGCAUUCUAUGAGACUUUCCUCCAUCUGCAUAUCGCCAUCGCAGCGGUAUCCAUGGGCUUCCUGUGGGUCCACCUCAACGGACUCGUUGCCCAGACCUACCUACUUGCCGCCAUCGUCCUCUGGGGCCUCGAGCGGGCCACUCGCUUUUUCAUCAUCAUGUACCGCAAUGUGGGCCGUGAAUCCACCACCGCAACCAUCGAGGCCUUGGCCGGCGAUGCAAUGCGGAUCACCAUACGUAUUGCCCGACCCUGGACCUUCCGUCCGGGUCAGCACAUCUACCUCUAUAUCCCAGCCGUGGGCCUGUGGACAUCACACCCCUUCUCCGUCGCCUGGAGCGAAACUGAAGAUAGCCUCGACGAGAAAUCCCUCCCACUCACCAAGGAAGACCUCCUCAAUGUGCCACAAAAGGAAACAAUCUCCCUCUUGGUCCGUCGCCGCACCGGAAUGACCGACAAGCUCUACAAGCGCGCAGCGAACGCCACGGAUUCACAAAUCACCCUCCGCGCCUUCGCCGAGGGCCCAUACGGCAACAUCCACACCAUGGACUCAUACGGCACUGUAAUGCUCUUCGCCGGCGGAGUCGGCAUCACCCACCACGUACCUUUCGUACGGCACCUCGUCGACGGGUUCGCGAACGGCACCGUCGCCGCCCGUCGCGUCACACUCGUCUGGAUCAUCCAAUCGCCGGAACACCUGGAGUGGAUCCGGCCCUGGAUGACCAGUAUCCUGGCCAUGGAUCGCCGUCGCGAAGUUCUGCGCAUUAUGCUGUUUGUUACGCGGCCGCGCAACACAAAGGAGAUACAGAGUCCGUCUGCUACUGUGCAGAUGUUCCCUGGUCGACCCAAUAUUGAUACGUUAAUCGGCAUGGAAGUCGAGAACCAGAUCGGCGCUAUGGGCGUGCUUGUCUGUGGAAACGGUGGAUUGAGUGAUGAUGUUCGCCGAGUUUGUCGGAGGAGACAGGCUCAUUCCAAUGUUGAUUAUGUGGAAGAGAGCUUCUCUUGGUAG
Messenger RNA from Penicillium bovifimosum, 1800 nucleotides. Its product is annotated as ferric reductase family protein. The transcript has a single exon. Lineage: Eukaryota; Fungi; Ascomycota; Eurotiomycetes; Eurotiales; Aspergillaceae. The record is from RefSeq and is a predicted model, not a curated record. Gene Ontology annotation, biological process: copper ion import; iron ion transport; intracellular iron ion homeostasis. Gene Ontology annotation, cellular component: plasma membrane. Bases 1 to 1800 code for a protein of 599 amino acids. Gene Ontology annotation, molecular function: ferric-chelate reductase activity.